Durotheca rogersii is the source of this 4519-nucleotide messenger RNA. RefSeq lists its product as uncharacterized. NCBI's taxonomy places the organism in Eukaryota, Fungi, Ascomycota, Sordariomycetes, Xylariales, Xylariaceae. Gene Ontology annotation, molecular function: protein binding. The transcript is spliced from 3 exons. Gene Ontology annotation, cellular component: HOPS complex; late endosome. The record is from RefSeq and is a predicted model, not a curated record. Bases 91 to 4158 code for a protein of 1355 amino acids. Gene Ontology annotation, biological process: protein targeting to vacuole; endosomal vesicle fusion; cellular response to starvation.
UGUGAUCAAUUAGGCCUCGCCUUGUCUGCUAAGCAUCUCGCCCUCUGCACUCGAGCUCCCGAUGCCAAUAUCCGUAGUCGACCAUCCAUCAUGACAGAUCCCCAGCCCAGCGCGAGCGACGGUCGCCGGCCCGACCCUGUCAUCGUCAACUUGACACGUCAAAGAGCCCCCGAAAAAGCUCAUGCGCCCUCCGAGGCAGCGCAGCGCUCGCCCGAGAACAGCAGGAAUGGCGUGACACGCACGGAUGAUAGGGAGGAAGAGGGUGAAGGAGAGGGGAGUGGGGGCGCACGGGCGGUCAAGCAUAGUGUUGACGGCGAAGAGGAGGAGAAGGAGGUCAGCGAUGAUUGGGGCGAAGGCGAAGACAAGGAAGAAGAAGAGGACGAGAGCGAAGACGAGGAAGAAGAAGACGACGACGACGACGACGAGCCGAAGCUGAAGUACGCACGUCUUACCCAGCACUUGACCGCCGUCUAUAGGAAUGGCGACGCUACCAGCGCCUUCCUCGUUGCCGGGGAUAAGAUGAUAGUCGGAACACAUAAUGGAAAUAUUCAUGUCAUCCAACUACCCGAUUUCCAAUCCUUACGCGUCUACCACGCUCACUCAGCCUCGGUGACCAAUAUCUCCAUAUCUCCCUAUCCGCCGCCCUCUUUCGCGCCAGCGCCCAAACCCGAUGCCGUCAACAGGGUGGUGUCGCAGGCCGCAAACCGCCCAUCCUCUAGGCAAUCGCAGACCUCCCCUGCCGGCCAACGCAGGACGCGUGAACUGCCCCAGGUUCCCAACAUACCUUCCAAUAAUAUUUUCAUCGGAACCUCCUCUACCGACGGAAACGUCUGCGUCCAGUCUCUUACCGAACUCAGAGAUGUCCAGCUUAGGAAUUUUGCGCGGCCGAUCCAAGCCGUAGCACUAUCGCCAGAGUACAGAAACGACAGGACGUACAUAUCCGGAGGCCUAGCUGGCAACCUGGUGCUCACCAUCGGUGCCCCGCAGGGGCGGAGCACGUCCUCAACCACGGGGACCGCCGCGGCGGCAGCAUCGGGCUGGCUUGGUAGUAUCGGCAUAGGGGCGAACACUGGUAGGGAUACAGUGCUUCACUCUGGGGAAGGGAGCAUCAGCACGAUAAAAUGGUCCCUAUCGGGAAAAUAUAUCGCCUGGCUUAACGAACACGGUAUUAAGAUCAUGCGGUCGAAACUGCACCUCGACGCUGCCGACAUCGAAGAUGCCUGGAAGCGAAUAGGCCAUAUCGAUAGGCCGCAGACGACCGAGUGGGAAGAGAUGGCUAGCGUCUGGAAGGGCAGAGCUGAAUGGGUCGACGACCAAGCAAUCGGGGACGAAGAUGAAGAGACCAAGGAGAACGGCACGCUAGGGGUGUUAUCACCCGCUGCUGCUAAACUAAGUCAACAGGCGCAGAAGCACGAUAAAACUAUCGAGCGAUUAAUAGUCGGGUGGGGCGGUACGAUCUGGAUCAUACAUGUCCAUCCGGGAGGUAUCGGGGUGGGGAGAAACGCUGGCGAGAAAUCCAUCGGGAGAGCUGAGAUCAUUAAGAUACUUCGCAUGGACUGCAUUAUAUCUGGUAUUUCUCUGUAUACCCAAACGCUACUGCUAGUUCUCGCUUACUGCAAAUCGGACACACAAGGAGAAGAGCGCGACGAAGAGCCUAGAAUUACUCGAGGACACAGGCGGUCAAGCAGUAGCGGACCAUCCGGCGGGAUCAAACGUCGCCAUAAUGCCCAAGCCCCCGAAUUGAGGCUCAUUGAUCUCACAUCUCAGGUUGAAGUCGACAAGGACAGUCUCACAGUCAGCCGAUUCGAGCGGCUGGCCUCUAAUGAUUACCAUUUAGGGGUGCUGCCUGCCAACAGGGCAGCCUCCGCCGUGGCGUCUCGAGGGACUCUAGAGGCCCUAGCAGGUUUCGGGACGGAUAUGUGGAACGCGGCCAUCAAUCCGAAGUCCCUAUUCAGCUCCGGCGCCAGCGUCAGAAGCAGGGGUAGUAGCGACGCCGCGCUAAGUCCUAGGUCAGGCAACUUCUCGGGAAGCACCCGAGUCGGUCCCCGACCAGCAUCUCGGACGGUGCAUCCAAACCUCAUCAAGCCGGGAGCAAAAAUCUUUAUUCAUAGCCCGUAUGACUGUAUUCUCGGGACGAAAAGAGAUCUCGGCGAUCACUUGGCUUGGCUGUUGGACCACGAAAGAUAUCAGGAUGCUUGGGAAUUGCUAGACGACCACCCAGAGAUUAUGAGUCCGCUUUCGGAGAAGUUACCCGACCCUACUUCGCCCACACACGAGUUAGACGGGGACGAGUUCUACGAGGACUCAUAUUCCGUGAUUGAUGAACAGGUCAGGCUAGCAAAUACAUCCGCGGAAAAGGAGAAACGACGAAUUGGCGAGCUUUGGGUCCAAGAGCUAGCCGAGGAGGGGAACUGGGCCCGCGCCGCCCAGGUCAUAGCUAAAGUGGUCAAUACGGCUGACCGAUGGGAGAGCUGGAUCUACACGUUUGCGGGAGCGAAUAAAUUCGACGAGUUGGUGGAAUACAUACCGUCGAAACCGAUGCAUCCGCCGAUUCCGGGGACGGUGUACGAAAUCGUUCUGGGACACUACAUCCAAACCGACAAGCCUCGGUUCAAGGAAAUUCUCGAUCGGUGGGAGCCCGAACUUUACGGCGUUAACGAGGUUACCACUGCCUUAGAAAACCAGCUUAAAUUUCGCGACGUAAGGGAGGACACCAUCGAGGACGGCGAUAAAGGACGCGAUUGGCGAAUCGUAACAGAGAGCUUGGCCAGGCUUCAGGAGUUAAACGGACGCCACCGCGAAGCCUUGAAAUGCUACAUCAAGCUACAGGAUGCUGACUCGGUGAUGCGGCUGAUAAGAGACAAUCACCUUGCCGACGCGGUUACUGACGACGUUCCCAGCUUUAUUGCGCUUCGAGUGCCGGAAGCAGAAUUAAAUCGGAUGAGUAUCUCGGAGCUCGAAGAGGCUACUGCGGAAGCCAUCACGCUACUCGUGGACGAAGCACAACGGGGGCUCAUCAGGCCUUAUCUCGUAGUCCAGCAACUCGAGCAAAACGGGUUGAACCUGUACCUCUAUUUCUACUUCCGCGGUCUGUGGCGGGAAUACCGAGAACGACCUAUUGACGAGUCCAUAUCCCUAGUAGACGAUUUCGCCGACUUGGCCGUCCAUAUCUUCGCCCUCUUCGACCGCGACCUUCUUAUCGACUUCCUAAAGGUCUCUACAUCGUACAUUAUAGAGAAGGCGGCCCAGGAGUGCGAGCAGGCAAAUUUCAUCCCCGAACUUGUCUAUCUAUACUCCAAAACGGGAGACGUGAAACGCGCAUUGUAUCUUAUUAUCGACCGCUUGGGCGACGUUUCCCAGGCUAUCGGUUUCGCAAAGGAACAAGACGACCCAGAUUUAUGGGAGGACCUCCUCGACUACAGCAUGGACAAACCGCGAUUUAUCCGUGCCCUACUUGAAGAGGUGGGCACAUCGAUUAAUCCGAUUACUUUAGUCCGACGCAUCCCCGAGGGACUCGAGAUCCCAGGCCUUCGUGAAGGUCUAAAGCACAUCAUGAAGGAACACGAGAUCCAGUACAGCAUUUCGUCCGGGGUAGCUCGCGUUCUCAGAUCCGAAGUUUCAGCGGCACAGAGCCAGCUCCGGAACGGACAGAGGAGGGGCAUAAAAUUCGAAGUGUUGGCCCCGACACACGACCAUGUUGGUGCGGAAGCCAAGGAGGGACUAGCCACGGCGGCUGCGAAGUCAUCGUCGCCGACCGCAACACCCCACACGGACGGGACCGGUACCCCCAGAGAGACGCAGGAUAUUCCCCCCCCGGCAGACAGCCACGCCAACGACCAACAGCCUGAACACGACCACCGAGAGGCGAAGCCGGGUUAUUGCGCAAGAUGCCACGAGCCCUUCGCAGAGUGGGAGAUGGAAACACUAGUAGGAUUCGCAUGCGGGCACGUCUUCCACAUCACUCAUCUUCUAGAAUAUCUCCACCCUGAUCAGCCAGUCGACCCCAGUAUAGUAGGAAGUGGUGACGAAGACCGAACGAGGGGGGGCAGAUUCGUGGGUAGCAAAGUAACGCACGCACGUCUGCUCCGAGAUCGCGUCGAAGGCGGCUGCCCCGUCUGUAGGAGCCAGAUAGAACUUGUCAAAGGAGGUCACUGGUAGUUUUUUCCUUGAGGCCGUACAGUAAUACGGUUUCCGCCGAUGAUGCAUUGUAAGGAGUUUGGAGCGCAUACCAUCACCCGAAGGGAAUUUGUCGAGCGGUAGACGCCUUGUUUAUAAGCUUACUUUCUCAGGAUCGAGUCGAUACCGAGGCCCCUUAGAUUCUAUUGCCCAUCCUACGAAUCUUCUUUUCCUUUCCCCUUUUUCUUUCUUUUACGCUGUUAGUAGCAUGAGGACUAGAUCGAUACCGAGUCCCGUCAGGGCCAGGCCCCUGGGCGGAAUCUAAUACCCAUCCAGUGCCAGGGAUGCCGUUUCAAAAGGGGCAUUAUGCACCUAUCGAAUUAUCACAACAUACCGGGAACAU